Periophthalmus magnuspinnatus is the source of this 2017-nucleotide messenger RNA. RefSeq names its product neuralized E3 ubiquitin protein ligase 2 (gene neurl2). NCBI's taxonomy places the organism in Eukaryota, Metazoa, Chordata, Actinopteri, Gobiiformes, Gobiidae. The transcript has 3 exons. Gene Ontology annotation, biological process: intracellular signal transduction. The record is from RefSeq and is a predicted model, not a curated record. Gene Ontology annotation, molecular function: ubiquitin protein ligase activity. The coding region runs from base 202 to 1071 and encodes 289 amino acids.
GUUGACACAUGCAGCUGUUCAAAAAUAGCAGUCUACCAGAAUCUUCCCCCCCGAGUGGUCCGCAGAUAAAGGCAGGAAAGCUCACUUCUUCUCGGGUCAGGGUGAGCGGUUUGAUUCUCUGCAAUGACCCCGUGCUGGUUCCCGAUUGUUCUGGAUAAACUGAAGAUCACUGAAAUCAACAAUUAGACACCUAUCGCCACCAUGGAGCCUUUUUCUGACCACUUUAUGGAAUUCCACCCCAUCCACGGCACCAACGUCCGGCUGGACUAUUCAGGAACCCAGGCCACGCGGGUGGAGAGCUUCGCCAACGGUGUCUGCUUCAGCAAACACCCUCUGAACCCGGGCGAGAUCUUCCUGAUUGAAAUCGAGGACAAAGAACUCGGAUGGUGCGGCCACCUCCGGAUUGGCCUGACCUCCCAAGACCCCAAAAACUUGGACGUAGUUCCGGAAUAUUCCAUACCGGAUUUAACAGACCAGGGUGACAGCUGGGUAUUUGCCAUAACUCGGAAUCACAAUAAAAUUACAGAAGUGGAUCAAGAGGCAGCAGGGGAAGGUGAGGGAGGAGGUCACAGACUUGGACGUGGCGAACCUGAAGAACAAGUAGAAGUAGAAGAAAACUCCAAACCCAAAGCUUUUUUCACUGACUCUCACCUGUUCGUGGACAAUGUCCGCAUCCCCAAGGACAAAUUGGUUGGAAGGAGUAGACCGGGUCGCUUCAGCCACAUUUUGGACGACUUGUAUAAGACUAAUGCUCUACCUCCGACGGCCAGGAGGAGCAGGAUUGGGGUGCUGUAUGUGCCGAAGGGGCGGGGCCUGGCAGACAUGCACAUCAUCAUCAACGGAGAGGACAUGGGCGCCUCAGCCAGGGGCAUCCCAACCAUCCAGCCGCUGUAUGCCGUGGUGGAUGUGUUUGCUGCAACUAAAUGUGUCAGGAUAGUACAAGUAGAGUAUGGAUUCUCCUCCUUACAGACGCUGUGUAGGAAAGCCAUUCAGAAGCACAUUGUCCACAGGAUGGCCAUAGACUGGCUGGAGCUGCCUGAAGCUCUCAAACACUACUGCAAGUAUGAGUGAACAACACCGAAAAUGACAGACAGCACUGAGAUGUAUACAAUAUGUUUUAGUAUUUAAUGUAUUUAAACUUUCUGAAUUAAAAAAUGCACCAUCAAUAACAUUUGUUCUUGUUUUUGUGGAAUGUCCUGUUGGGAACUAUGGGAGUUUUCAGGUGGAAGGUCCAAAACUUUUAGAAACUGUUGUUGUUCAGUCUGAAAUAUUCCACAAAAUUAUUUUAAAUUCAGCAGUCUCCAUGGAGACAAGGCAGGAAGGUCACCCCAUCCAGCCAAACUUUAGUGCUCUUCCUCAGCUUUCCAUGGCUGUAUAUGAUAUGGUCCUGGCCCAGUCCCGGUCACCUGGGCCGGCUCAAACCGACAGAGCGAGGUUGAUGCGGGAGUGCCAGCCCAGAGGCAGCUGCUGCUGGUACUGAGCCUGAAUUGAAAUCACGCUGAAAUCAAGGCAUACUGUGAACAGUAGGAAUGUAUUCUACACUCUUCAGUCUUCAUGCCAGUCUCUAUUUGACAUGGACAGACCACAUAUUCAUGUUGUUCUGUUGUUUUUAGUUCAUUGAAAAAAAAUGCUAAUUUUCAUUUCAGCGUGUUUCUAAUGUAAUUUUCUUACGUGAUUCAUUUCCACAUGUUUCUUACUUGAUUUGCAAAGGAGCAAAAGCUACUAUUGUUAAGUGACAUAUGAGUAAAAUAUGAGUUCAGAUGUCCUGACACAAGUGUGUGAAGCCUGUGGAGUUUAAGGGCCACUGCUGUCCACUGCUCUGUUUAGCUGUGCAUAUGACUGAAAGUGUUUUUUCUGCACUUUUCUCUUUUAAUGUUCAUUUUAUGAUGAUUGUUUGUGAUUAUUUCUGUUUUGAGUAGUUUUAUUGUGAUUUUAAUAUCUUUCUUAUUCUGUAAAGCCCUUUGAAUUACUUUGUGUAUGAAUUGUGCUAUACAAAUAAACUUGACCUGCUAAACCU